Messenger RNA from Scheffersomyces stipitis CBS 6054, 1434 nucleotides. RefSeq names its product aldehyde dehydrogenase (gene ALD3). NCBI's taxonomy places the organism in Eukaryota, Fungi, Ascomycota, Pichiomycetes, Serinales, Debaryomycetaceae. Bases 1 to 1434 code for a protein of 477 amino acids. Gene Ontology annotation, molecular function: succinate-semialdehyde dehydrogenase (NAD+) activity. The transcript has a single exon. The record is from RefSeq and is a predicted model, not a curated record.
AUGUCCGCUAUUAGUAGAACAUUCCCCAGUAUUAUCGAGGGAAAGGAUUUCCACAGCAAUGAAAAACAUCCAGUAUACUCCCAUGUCACCCAGAAAGAAGCAAUCCACUAUUUCUCCUACUUAACUGAUAUCAAGAAGGCAGUUUCGAAAAUCGCUGCUGAUGCUGACGAAGGGUUUGAAGAAUGGUCGUCCAUGGCCUAUCAAGAAAGAGUGAAGAUUUUCGAGAAGGCUGCUGCUUUACUUGCUGAAAGAAGAGAAGAGUUGAUAGCUUCUCACAAAAAUAUCGGAGGUCCUACCUGGUUUUCCCAUGUGAAUGCUGAUGAAAUCAUCUCGCAAUUGAAGGAAUAUACUUCACUUCUCUCUAGACCUACUGGUUUAGUAGCCCAAUCUGCUCAUUCUGAUCUCGCACUCGUCGUCAAGCAGCCACUAGGUCCUGUCCUCGCCAUUGCUCCCUGGAACGCUCCUGUUCUUUUGGCAGGUAGAGCCAUAGUGGCUCCGUUGGCUGCGGGCUGUUCGGUCAUCCUAAAAGCUUCUGAAAAGGCUCCAGAAUCCGCAUACCUUGUUGUGAAGACCUUCAUUGAUGCUGGUAUCCCGUCAAAAGCAUUGCAAUUGGUCUUCAUCAAACCAGAUGACAAUCCAGAAUUCAUCAACUCCAUCUUGGACACUGGUUUGAUCAAAAAGGUCAACUUCACUGGCUCUACAAUCGUGGGCAAGAAGAUCGCUGAAGCUGCCAGUAAACACUUAGUACCAUAUCUUAUGGAAUUAGGCGGAAAGAAUGUGUCUAUUGUUGAAAAGGAUGCUGACUUGGUGAGGGCCGUUGAAACUAUAAUCUGGAGUUCGUGGUCGCACAAAGGUCAAAUAUGCAUGAGUACUGACAAGGUCUUCGUUGAUGAAAGCAUCUACGACAAAUUCGUUGCUCAAUUAAAAGUAUCCGCCAAUGAGAUCGUCAAGGACCCCGACUACGCAAUUUCUCAAAGAGAUAUUACAUUCAAGAGAAACCUUGUUAAGUUGGUUAAGAAUGCAUUAGAUUUGGGUGCAAAUUUGAUAUUUGGUAAAUUAAAUGACCAUUUGGACAGCGGUUCCUUCAGUCCAUUGAUCUUGGAAAAUGUCACUUCAAACAUGUUGCUUGAUUCUACCGAAUCAUUCGGACCUUUGUUCGCUGUAUAUAAGUAUUCAGAUACAAUCAAACUUGUCAAGGAAUUAAACAGAGCUGAUUAUGGAUUGAAGGCCUCAAUUUGGUCCCAAAAUGUUUUGCAAGCAUUGGAAACAGCUAAAAAAAUCCACGUAGGUGGUGUACAUAUCAAUAGUUCUACGAUUCACGACGAAGCGACUCUACCACAUGGCGGUGUUAAGUCAAGUGGUGCUGGAAGAUUCAACUCCAUAUGGGGUAUUGACGAUUUUUCCAUUACCAAGACAAUUACUCUUAGUCAGUAA